ACGAGCGGCUCGCGCCUGCGGAGCUGCGGAUCCGCGUUGCGAGGUUGACAGAGGGUUUGGGGCUGUUUCCCUUUGAAUGACCCGGAAGGGUUGAUUUCGAGUCAGCAUGUCGGCUUCAAUGAAGGAAUGCCUUCAGCUUCAGCUGCUGGAGAUGGAAAUGCUGUUUUCUAUGUUUCCUAACCAAGGAGAAGUAAAACUUGAAGAUGUCAAUGCCCUGACGAACAUAAAGAGAUACUUGGACGGCAUAAGGGAGGCGCUGCCACCAAAAAUCGAAUUUGUGAUCACCCUGCAGAUCGAGGAGCCCAAGGUGAAAAUUGACUUGCAAGUAACCAUGCCUCACAGCUACCCCUAUGUAGCGCUGCAGAUGUUUGCACGGUCACCAGAACUUGACAGACAGCAGCAGCUGCUUCUCAACAAAGGCCUCACUUCGUACAUCGGGACUUUUGAUCCAGGGGAGCUCUGUGUGUGUGCGGCCAUCCAGUGGUUACAAGACAACAGUGCCUCCUACUUCCUGAACAGAAAGCUCGUGGACGAACCAUCGACACAAGCAAAGCCAGUCAAGAACACCUUCCUCCGCAUGUGGAUCUACAGUCACCAUAUCUAUCAGCAGGACCUCCGCAAAAAGAUCCUGGAGGUCGGGAAGAGGCUGGACGUGACAGGAUUUUGCAUGACAGGAAAGCCAGGGAUAAUCUGUGUGGAGGGCUUCAAAGAGCACUGUGAGGAAUUCUGGCACACAAUCAGGUACCCCAACUGGAAACACAUUUCCUGUAAGCACGCGGAGAGUAUCGAAACAGAAGGAGAUGGGCAAGACCUGCGCCUUUUCCGUUCUUUUGAAGAAUUACUCCUUGAGGCCCACGGUGACUACGGCUUGAGGAAUGACUAUCACAUGAAUCUGGGCCAGUUCUUGGAAUUCCUCAAAAAACACAAAAGUGAGCAUGUUUUCCAGAUAUUAUUUGGUAUUGAAAGCAAAAGUUCCGACUCCUAGGAAGCUAUGAAGAGGCCUCUAUGAAGAGGCCUACAUAACUAAGCUCACUAAGGUAUAUUUCUAUUAAUAAGAGCAAAAUAAAAGGACUAGCUGAUUAGCAUCGUCGGUGGGGAAACCUAGCUCCAGUAUUUUUCCCUGGUAUUGAAACAAACACAUAAGCCUUCUAACUUUAUAACAGUGUGAUGGCGAUGUUACCUCUAUGUUCUUGUGUUAAUUGAAAACUAUUUCAUGGUACACUAAUAAAAACCAGUCAGUCUAACCAGUGAAGCUAAUUUGAUUAAAAAAGAGUUUUCAAAGCCCAGCUGAAUGGCAGUGGUCAAACUGCAGCUAUGAACUCAUAAAUACUAACAUUUCUCCUUUUCCUGUUGCUAGCAGGCAGGGGACGCCACACAUUUUUCUCAGUCAAGUUGAAAAUAGGAACUAAGAACACGUGUUUACACGUUUCUUACUUAAACUCUUCUAUGUGGGGUUUUUCCUUUUAGUAAAACCACAUGCUAACGGUGGCGACACUGCGCCCUGUGUUGUUUACGUCGAUUGAUUCAUAAUACUAAGGAUCAUGCACCAGUGUUCUUGCUGGGUUCGUCUCCACAGAACCAAAUACGUUUCUUGCCCACACAGUGUCCCACAGAUUGUGCACUUGGGUCUUCCCUGCGCCAGUUUGCAUCAUUCUGUGGGGCAAGGGCAUUGGGAAGGACCAGCGUGGAUGGCCCUGCACCAUCACCUUCCUAGAGGACAAAAGUGAUGUCACCACCAUCUCUUCUGAAAAUUUCAAGCUCCACAGUCUUCACCAGCCUUCGUUAAAAUGAGUUUAUUUUAAUGAUAAUAGCCCCUGUUUAAGCAGCUCUUACCAAACCUUUUUAUUACAUUCAUCUACCCCUGGCCAGGAAUUUCUGGGAGUCUCACCUGUGGUGAAGGACAUUCCCAAGCUCUCUCUACUCAGCUUUCUCUGGUUGCCUGGCCUUGGUCUCUUCUUUACUACUGCCCUUUCCCAGGGAGCAUUCCAUUCUCCUGCUGGGUCACAGGCACUCCGCUGAUACCCUGGUCCCCUAAGGAUGUAUCCACUAUAAGGAUACCCCUCAGUCCCUAGAGUUGGGGCUGAGAUUCAGUGACAUGGACGAAUGCCUCACUCCCCAUCUUGGGAUGCUGUUAGAUGCCAAAAUUGCUGCAUGUGCUGGCGGCGUGUAUAGAAUCUGAUGACACAGUCCAUUCCAGUGUCUGGUCUUCCUCUGUGUCUAGGAGGUAGACACGUGUCCUCGGGCAGAGCCAGGGCGUGACAGAGAGCAGACCCUGCACUAAGCUGACUCUCCUGACCAUGAGGCCUGGGGAUGGGGUCCACGCUGUCCUGCCUGAGCUCUACUCAGCUCAUCAGAGAAAGUUUCCUUUCAGGGCGCAACUCAGACGCUCACACCAAGACUCUUGUCGUGGGCCUGCCUUGCCUGCUCAUCCAGCUUGCCCAUUCGUGUUUUAAUCGUGGCUUUGCACAUGGCCGGGACUCAUUUUCCCUGUGUACGAAGGGAAGAAGUAGGACUAACAUUGCCAAAGACUCGUUCCUCAGUCUUUACCAGGACUGAGAACAACACACACAGAAGUCAGCUUCCCAUGUCGUCUCCCCAGAGCCAUCAAGAAGCAUAAUCAGCGUUGACAGGGUUCAGGCCCUAAACAGAUGUUAACUGCUAACCUUUUCCCCUUUCAACUGAGACAGCAAUAGGUGCCAUUCAUCUAAUACGUGUCUAAGCCACUCAGUGUUUUCUAUGAUUAAAUGAGCUAAAGUAGUCACAGAAAGGUAAGUUUAAAGAAUAUGAAACAAAAAUCUUACAUAACUCAAAUGAAGGGAAUAAAUUCUGGUUUUUGAACACUUUACUGCUCCUGGAGCUAUUUCUGAUGAUAGUUUUUCAGGACCUACUUUGACAUGUCAAAUAGAAGCAUGUGGCAAUGUUUUGUUGUUGUUGUUUUUUUCCCCCAUCAGAAGCACUAAUAUUGUUCAGUCACCGAGUCAUGUCCAACUCUUCACAACCCCAUGGACUGCAGCAUGCCAGGAUCCCUGUCCCUUACCGUCCCUCAGAGUUUGCCCAAGUUCAUGUCCAUGAGGAAGCUCCCCUUCUCUGGGAGGAGUGGCUGGAAUCCAGCUGGCAGUCUCCUGGAGAGAUGGUUUUGAACUCUUGCUGCUAGAAUCCCUAAUGCCACCCUCCUUCCUGGCCUAUGGAAUGCUCAGUUGACCAAAACUUCCUAUGACCUAUUAACACCUAACAUCUGCCCCUUUUUCUUCCAGGAGUCAGAAUCAGCCUCUGUUGCUUGUAAUUCAGGAAUCCUGAUACUGUAUACAUAUACGUUUAAAAUGUUCAUUUGGAAAGAAUGCUUAUUAUACAUGCUUGUGUCUUAAAGCUUACUAAAUUAAAUCAGUUUUUCUUCAA
Molecule: messenger RNA, 3396 nt
Organism: Capra hircus (goat)
Lineage: Eukaryota; Metazoa; Chordata; Mammalia; Artiodactyla; Bovidae
Gene: RWDD2A
Product: RWD domain containing 2A
Exons: 3
Coding region: 107-985 (292 amino acids)
Molecular function (GO): protein binding
Source: RefSeq, a predicted model, not a curated record